AUUGUACUCGGUUAAUUGAUAAAUAUCUUAUAUUUAUUAUCAUGGAAGCUUUGUUACCUUCGGAAAUAGCUCGAUUAGUGUUUGGAUAUUUGGAAGAAAAUGAGUGCAAUGAGGCUGCAAGAGUAUUCUUAGAAACAUCUCCACAUCUUCAAGAAUGUCGGAAUGUAUUAUCAAAAGGAAGGCGUUUUAAUACUCGUAUAAAUGGAUUAUCAUUAAUAGAUAUUUUCGAAAAAUAUUCAGCAAUGAGCAUUAUGAUAGAGGAACGUUUGAACAAAAUCACAGAUAACGAACACGUAAAACAAUGCGGUAAUUUGUUGGAAAAAUUAAAAUUUUUGAUAGAAGAAACACAAGCAGGAAAACGCUUUGUUGUAAAUAUCAAUAUGCCUACGCAGUCAAGCCAGCAAUCAUUAGGUGGAUCUCCGAUAUUGUCAGGUAGUAGAAAAAAAAAGCAUCAUAACGACAAAGAGCGACAGUUAAAAGUUAACUCUGAUAAAGACUCUUCGCCAAGUCAAAUACUCCUAGAAUCAGACUUGCCAUUCAAUUAUGCAUUGGAUUGUGAAGCAACAGCUCUUGAAAGUUUACCUGGACAUAUGGAAAAAUGUAACGAUGUACAAAAUGACAUUAAUAGUGCGACAAGGCAAUUAAAUCAAUGUAGUUCUAGGAAAAGUAGUUUUGCGGAAAGCUAUCAUACAGCGGAUAGCAGAGAGAAAGUUGCAACAGUGCAUACAGGCGAUAAUAUUGAUAUUAAAAAUUUUAAUUCAAACGUGAUUAAUGACGAUAAAUGUAGAAAAAAUGACAACGCAAAAAAUACUGAUCUGAGUGAAAAAUGUACUACGGGAACAAAUACGGAAGAAUUGUUAUCUUUCUCUAAUACGGAAGUACAAACUACUCCUUGCGAAUUAAUUGAUUAUGAAUCGGAAAUUAACGACGAGCCUGUUCAAAAUCUUAGCUUGUUGACAAAGGAACUAUUAAACCGAACAGAAUUACAAGAACGUAUUGCUGAAAAUAUAAAUAAAGCAAUUCUUCCAACUGAUAUAUCUAUGAGGGAUGUUAAAGAUAUUUUUAAUGAAUCUAUUGGCUGUGAAUUGAAUACCUCGGUCGUAACAGAAUUAAAUAACGCUAUUAAAUCAAUAGUGGAGGCAACAGAAGCUGAUCCAGUAUUUGAACAAUUUCUCGAUGAAAUUAUUGGAAAAAACAUAGAAACGGAUACAAGUCCUGAUGAAGACAUCGACGUUAAAUCGACUCCUACUGAAAGAACAGAAGAAAAACGAUUCGAAAUUGAUAAUGUUAUUACUUUACCGGAACGUACAGUUGUUGAAGUUAAAUCGUCCAAUAAAAUAAGUUCAACGGAAGUACCUUUAAAACAAAGACUCCGUAGUUCUUCUAGACAACAAACAGCUAGAAUGGAAGAUGAGAUUUAUAAACAAAAGGAACAAAAUGUUCUAGAAGAUCAGAAUGCUGCUGCUAUUUUAAGUAUCAUAAAUGCUAAAAUAACAAACAUUAAACCAGAAAAUGAUAAAACGACUAAUAAUACAAAUGAUAACAAAGAAUCAGAAAAAAAAUCUCAAACAUCUAUACCUAGUACAAGUAAUACUACUGAUUUGUCCGAAAAAUGUUCUGGGCCGACAGAAAAUCAAAAAGUUGAUACUACGAAUAAAGAAACGGAACCUAAAACGAAGAAAUCAGUGGUCAAGCGACCACGACUUUCAAGAGUAAAACGAGAAGCUGAAAGUAAUACUAACAAUUCGGAACAAGAUAUUAUGACUAUGCCAACACUGAUAUUAUGUUCGAAAGAAGAAAUAUCUAAUAUUAAAACUAUAAAUCCAUCUUACUCAAUUGGAAAUGUUAAUCCUAUCGCAUCUAAUACAACUUCGCAUUUUAUUCCAAUUCUGCCUAAAAAUUGUAACAAAACUAAAGAGUCGUUAGAGACAUUAUAUGUUAGAGCUGUCAAUGUACCACAGAAAUAUGUAUUGCCAACGACAAUGCCAAAAAUACAAGAAGAUAUGAUCAACUAUUCAAAUAGUAAGGUACAAUUACCGGCAGUAGAAAAUAUUACUGAUAGUAAAGCAAGUACUACAGAAAACGUUGACAAAUCUGUACAACAAAAUACAUGUAAUCUUACUUUUCUAGAUCCAAUAGAAACAAAUAAAUUAGUGAGUAUGGAAUCGAUAACACUUUAUAGUACAGAAAAUAGUAUAAAAACAUCUUUAAAUAAUGCAGCAAUGCCUAUAAUUAACUUAGAAGAAAAUAUAACUUUAUCAGGAAUAGAACUAUCUCCUUUUUUGAAGUUUAAUUCUAAUAAGUCUAAUCAAAGUCACAAUUUGUCAGAUAUCGAUCAGAUAUUGCUUAUGGAAAAUUUUAAAACGGUAACGCAGUCUACGACAAACGAAAAUAAUGAACAGAAUAUAAUGACAUCUAAAAGAACAGAAAAUGAUGUUAUUACUAAGCAAACACCAAGAUCCUUAUUAAAACAUAGAACAAAAUCACAUAGACUUAGUUUAUCUACUCCUCGAAGAAGAAGUCAUAUAAGAGCACUUGAUUUUAGUACUCCGACUAAGUUAAUACAUUCUGCUUCUAAAUCUCAAGAUAAUGAUAACACCACAUGUACUCCAAAAUUAUUAAGAUCCAUGAAAUCAGUUCGUAGAACUUCUCUCUUUAAAUCUCCACAUUUAGGUAAUUCAUCUAUAACAGUACCAACGAUUCAAAAUACAUUAAAUAAUGCAAAAUCUAUUGAAAUACCUAUAGCAACUAGAAGUCCUGUUCCAAAACUUAUGGGAGAUUGGGAAAAAUGUAAUGGCGUAGGAGUAAUCAUAGAUGAUGUUUCUCCAUGUAAAAGCAAUGAUGAUACAACUUCUUCUAUACCAAUAAAUAAUUCGGAAGAAGCUACUAAGGUUGCAACUAAAUGUUGGGAUGCAGAUUUACGCCGGGGUUUACAAGCAAAUGAUGAAAAAUUAAUUAAAUCAACAAUAAGUAAGAAAGAAAAGAAAGUUAUUGAAGAUAAAAAUAAUAUCACAUGUAAAACUUCUAAACGUAAUAUCAUGCGUAAAACUUCUAAAAUUUCUAAAUCUGCUGUUGAUGUAAAUAAAAAACAACAUGCCAAAGAAAAAAAAGAAGAAUCAAUGGCAAGCAUGAAAGAUGCUAAAAAAAACAAAUCAGAUGAAACAUUAGAAACAAACAAAGUGUCAUCUUCUCAAAAUACUGCUUUUUCAAAUUUGUUGAAUAGUACAAACAAAGAAACAAGUGAUACUUGUAUUUUAGAAAAGGCAAAUAUAAAUACGGAUACAUGUACAACUAAAUCCACCUGUCCUGUACCUCCUGUAAUAGAUAACAAAACUAUAAGAAAUACGAACAAUAAAGAAACGACUGAGAAAAAAGUGAAGAAGUAUGUACAAUUAAAAACAUUAAAAACAAAUUUAAAAAAGUCGAGAAAAGAGACAAAUGUUAUAAAUGAUACAUCAUCUACUGCAGAAAUUAUUUCAGUAAUUGAACCUUUGAAAGUUACCGUGGAAUGCGCUAGAAAAAUUUUACCCAUAACUGAUAUAAUAGAUUUGGAAACUCCAAAAAAAUUUGAAAAUUCUUCUGGAAUACCAUCAACGCCUCGUUUAAUUAGUCCUAAUAGCAAUCUUAUUUCGUCAUAUCCUAAAAUUCACGAUGAUUCGAUCAAAAUUCGUAGUUUAAUAAAGACACCAGAGUUUCCACCCACUCCUUGUAUCACAUUGACUCCCAAACAUUGCGAAGAAAAUACUCACGAUGUUAUCAAAAAAGGAAUAUACAACGGAUGUAUAUCAUCUUAUUACAAACCAACUACAGAACAUAUAAAUUCCUGUGAUUCUGAAAAAAUGAUUAAAGUUGAUAUGAAAUUUGAUAGUAGUGGAACGACGAAACAUUUAGUUACACCAGUUACUAAUCCCAAGAUGUGCUCUGUUCAAUGCACAAAUACAGACAGUGGUUACAGUAAUAAUACGUCUAUUUCAACCAAACUUGAAAUAACGCAAUUUGAAGUAAUCAAAGAAAAUUUGCCAAAGAAUGAAGCUGUCAAAGAACUUAAAAUAUCUUCUAACACUAAAGAUACUACAACUGCUAUUUUAAACCCAACUUCUGUGCACAAUGAUGGAAAUGUUAAUAAUGUUAUACGGAAUGAUAAAAAAUCUUCUAAUAUUCAUGAAGAGUCAAUUGAUAAUAUUUAUACAUCUUCGUCUUCUUCUUCUUCAUCGUCAUCAUCGUCGUCUUCUUCUUCCUCUUCUUCUGUUAAUACUAUUACUACUAAUGAUACUUCUAAACCAACGUCGUGUAACAAAAAGUAUAAAAAAUCUUCUAAUGUAAUAUACACAGAUACGAGUAACGAUUCUUUAUCAAAAAUAGAUUUACCUACUAACAAUUCUAUGCAAGAUGUAUCUAUAAACUUGAAGAAUGAUUUGACCAAAGAAAAAGUCAUAUUAAGUGUAUCGAAUAUGCCAACUAAUUUUAUUGAAAUUGAAAAAGAAUCUAUGAAUAAUAUUAGAAUCAGAUCUGAAUCUUCUCCAGCUAAGCUAAUAUUGAUAAAUAAAAGCGAAGAGCAAUAUGAAUCUAUUUUAAAAGAUACUCCUGCCAAGGAUGAAAAUCUGUUAGCGGAAGAAGAUAUAUCUGUCACGCCUAGCAGUACCAAAGCUGGCAUAAGCAAUGUAACAAAUUUAUCAUCCAAAAUUGCAUUUAUUACCUCAGAAAAUGAAAAAUUAGUAAAAACAAAUACAUCGAUACCAGAAACUUCGAAUACGAAUAAAAUCGGACAACAUGCAAAAAUAAUCGAUAUACAAAAUGUAUCGUUUGACAAUUCAAAAUUUAUACCAUUAACAGAAUUUCGCGAUCAUCAACUCACUGAAUACCAUAUGAUACAUACAGAUGAACGCGCAAGACAAUUGGAACAAAAGCGUAAACGUAUGAUACUAAAGCUUCAGCAAAUUCCUAAAUCUAAUACAAUUUUUGCGAAAAAUAAAUCUAAAUCAAAUAUAUUAUCGAUAAAGAAAAAACUUAAUGCUGCAAAUAAAAAUAAUAAACUAAAGAUAAAGAGUGAAGGGAAAAAGAUAAAGAUGGAUGGAAAACAAUGUGAACAGAAUUUGAAUAAGAAUACCAAUAAUAGAGAAAAUACUGAUAAUCAAGUUUCCGGAAGUAAUAAUGUUACCAAUAUUCAAGAAAUAAAAAAAGAAGAAAAUGAUAAAAAAGUGUCUACUACAUUAAAUAAAUAUAAUAAGGAUAUUCAAAAUAAUAAAAAAAAUGUUUUAAUGGAAACAAAUUCUACAGUUAAUACGUUAACAUCAGUGCAAGGAAAACAAGAUGAAACAAAAAGUAAUGAAGGAGAAUAUAGUGCUGCUUGUAAUAAAUCUGAAAAUGAUGUCGUUGAAAACGAUCGGAAUUAUGAUAAAAAAAUAAAUGAACAAGAAUCGUCAAAAGAACAUCUGUCUAAUAUUAACAAAGAUAGAAAAAUUGUACAAGAUACUGAUAUAAAAGAUAAGUGUAAUAGGAAAGAUAACGAAACAAGUUUAAAAAAGCAUGUUGAAAAGGUAAACGAUAUAUUAAAGGCUAAAGUAAAUCAAGUAAAACGAGAUUUAUUUAGUGACGAUGAAAAUGACAAAAAAUGUAAAAUAUCGGAAAGUAAAAAAUUGUCAAAAGAUUCAGAAGUUCAAAAGAAAGAUAAUAAACAGAUUUCGAAUGAUAACGAAGAGAAGAAAAGUGAAAAAACUAUUCAAUCGCAAGAUCCAAAGGAGGAAUUACCUUGUGUUCUUGAAUGUUUACAAUUAGUACCAGCAAGCAAAAAUGAUAAUAGUAAAGAAAAAAAUGACAACAAUCAAUCCGAGGAAGAAGUUAAUUUAAAUACAACUGGACCUGGUUCUGUAGUAUAUCACUUUAUUUACGACGACAGUGUAUCAACUAAAAAAAGAAGAAGAAGAUAUGGUAGCAGCGACUUGAAGCAACAUGUAAAAGUUCAAUUGAGUAAUGAUAAUUAUAAAGAAAUAGUCACACAAACUUUGACAGCUACUGAUUAUCAAGAAAUAUAUAAUAUGAAUCCAAUAUCUAAGAAAAAAUCUAUCAACAAAAAGCUUAGUGUUAAAAAUAAUGAAUCGAGUAAUAUUCAUCUUAAAAACAGUAACUUUAUCUUAAAGAAUGAUUCCACGAAACCAUUGGCCACGUCUUCACCUGUAGACAAGCCUUUAGUAUCUAAAUUCAAGAAAACAACAGAUAAAAUGAAAUCGGUAAAUGAUAAAGAUAAUUUAUCAGUAAAAAUAAAAGUACAAUCUGAAAAAGAUAAAGACAAUUUAAUCAUAAAAAAUCAUAAAAGGAAAUUAUCGGAAACUAACGAAGACCCAAAGAGUGAGAAGAAACGUUUAUAUGAUCCACGAGUAUUACUAAAUAAUAUGGAUAUAGAUGAAUUUUUGACAUCUGUUCAUGGACCUACAUGAAUAUUAAAUAUGCUCUCUUGUUAUAUUCAAUGGUAUUUUUAAUA
Molecule: messenger RNA, 6478 nt
Organism: Polistes dominula (European paper wasp)
Lineage: Eukaryota; Metazoa; Arthropoda; Insecta; Hymenoptera; Vespidae
Molecular function (GO): protein binding
Source: RefSeq, a predicted model, not a curated record